Messenger RNA from Parasteatoda tepidariorum (common house spider), 2750 nucleotides. Its product is annotated as ATP-dependent RNA helicase DHX33. Gene Ontology annotation, biological process: positive regulation of transcription by RNA polymerase I. Lineage: Eukaryota; Metazoa; Arthropoda; Arachnida; Araneae; Theridiidae. Gene Ontology annotation, cellular component: nucleolus; intracellular anatomical structure. The record is from RefSeq and is a predicted model, not a curated record. Gene Ontology annotation, molecular function: helicase activity; ATP binding; double-stranded RNA binding.
AAUUAAUUUCAAAAUAUUUGUAUAUGCUGAAGAGAGCUGCGAGCCAAAAAAUGGCUGCAAAGUCUGAGAUGUCUCAAAUAUUUGUGUAGACUCUAAGUUGACUAUGAAUUAAUAUAUUUGCAUUAAACCCCCUUUUAUUGACUGAAAAUAUUAACACUAGGACUGGUCGAUGUUAAGAUUGUAGUAGAAAUAAAAAUAUUGACAUCACUUAUUAUGAAGUCAGCAUCAGAGGAAUUAUGCAGUUAAAAAAAGAAAGAAUGUUUUUAUGACACUUUGAUUCUCAAUUACAGUCACAUAUGAAUUCAUCAUGUCAGUGAGACGCAUUUCGGGGAGAUUCCCGUAUCCUGAUCUGUGGGAGAAUAAUUGAAGCCUUGCCAACUUCCGUGCUAUGACCAGCGAGAAACUAAAAAAUGAAAAAACAUCACAGAGAGGAACAAACUCGAAAGUAUCUGUAUGAAACUGGUCUUCAUCGAAACAAGUGCAUAGCAGUUACUCAGCCUCGGAGAGUUGCAGCUGUGCAAAUCGCAAAACGAGUUGCCUUUGAAGCUAAGACAGAAGUUGGUGCGACAGUUGGAUAUUCAGUGCGAUUUGAAAAUGUGACUUCUGCAGCUACUAAGAUUAAAUAUCUCACAGAUGGUAUGCUGCUGAGGGAAUCUAUUACUCACCCUUUAUUACUUGAUUAUAGUUUUGUUAUACUAGAUGAAGCUCAUGAAAGAACUUUAAGCAAUGAUAUUCUCCUUGGUACAGUCAAAAGUGCUCAGAAGUUAAGAAGAGAAAAAAAUUUGCAGCCUUUAAAUAUAAUUGUGAUGUCUGCCACUUUAGAUUGUAAGCAGUUUUCAGAAUACUUCAACAACUGCCCAUCUUAUAAAAUACCUGGUCGAUGCUACAAUGUAGAUAUAUUACAGCCUACAAGGAAACAAUCUGGUUAUGUUGAUGCAUCUUUAGCCACCGUCUUCAAAAUACACCAGAACGAAGAGAAGGGUGAUAUAUUGGUUUUUUGUACUGGUCAGGAGGAAAUUGAUUAUAUGGUGAAGGAAACAAGUGUUCUUGCAAAACAUUUACCUAUUGAUAUAGGACCAAUUUAUGCUUUCCCUAUGUACAGUGCUCUGCCAAUAGAACAACAGACGUCUGUUUUUAAUCCAGCACCUGGUGGUUCCAGAAAAGUAAUAUUUUCAACAAAUAUUGCUGAAACCUCUAUAACUAUACCUGGUGUUAAGUAUGUUGUUGAUACCGGCAAGGUAAAAGCAAAGUCUUAUAAUUCCACCUGUGGUUUUGAUAUACUCCUACCUCAAUACAUUUCUAAAGCACAAGCAAUACAAAGAAGUGGCAGAGCUGGUAGAGAGUGUGAUGGAAAGUGUUACCGUUUGUAUACGGAUGAACAAUAUAGAAGUUUCCAGGAGCAAACUGAACCAGAAAUUUUAAGAUGUUGUCUGUCGAGUGCCAUUUUAGAGAUGGUUGCCAUUGGCAUACGAAAUAUAGUUGGAUUUGAUUUUAUAGAUAAACCAUCUGAAGAAAAUAUUGCUGCUGCUAUCAAAACCCUGAAGCUUUUGGAUGCUGUUGUAGAAAAAAAUGGUUUAUUGGAGCUGACUGAGUGUGGAGAGAGGAUGGUAAAAUUUCCAUUAGAUCCUAGAUAUUCUAAGAUAAUUAUAGAGUCAAAGAAAUAUCGCUGCACGGAUGAAAUCCUUACAAUAGUUUCACUACUGUCUGUAGAUUCCAUAUUUUAUACAAAAAUAGAUGAUAGGGAUCAGUUUUCUAAAGCCAGACAGAAAUUUGAAAGAAUAGAAGGUGACCUACUUAUGACGUUAGAUGUUUAUAAACAAUACAAAAAAUAUAAAGGAAAUCCUGAUUGGUGUAGAGAAAAUUUUAUUAAUCCUUCAAAUAUGAGGACAUGCAUAGCUAUAAGGAAGCAAUUAUAUAAUAUUUCUUGUCGUGUGAAUAUCCCUUCUAUUAACUGCAAUGAUCCUAUGCAAAUUCAAAAAUGCUUGGCGACUGGUCUCUUUUUUAAUGUUGCUCUCUUGUAUGAAAAUGGUAUUUACAAAGUAGUAGAAACUAAUCAAGAAAUAAAAAUGCAUCCAUCAUCAUGUUUGUUUAGAAGAAAAAAUAUUUCAUGUUGCCUCUAUACAGAACUUGUACAAACACAAGCUACACAUAUUUUAAUGAAGAAUCUGACUUAUAUUCCAGAAGAAGCUUUAAUUAGUGUUAAGCCUGAAUAUUUCAAGACUAAAAUGACACGCUUAGCUACUAUGAAAUCUAUGCCUAUUUUAAGUUCAUAACGCAUUUAAAAAAAGAAAAAACGUUUAGUCUGACUGUUUAUAAUCAAGUAUUUGCCAAAUUCAUUGAAUGCAUUUCUUUUAUAGAUUAUCAAGUUCAAUCAAAGCUUUAGGAGAUAAUCAGCUGAUUUAUUUCAAAACAUACAUAUUAGAAUUCUUUGAGAUAACUAUUGUUUUUAUAAGACAAAGCAAUUUUUUUUCUUCUUAUUUAAAUGCAUUUAAGUUUUAUAAAACUAUAACUCUUAGUUUACAAAAUAGUUUGAUAAUACAUUAUUUGUAAAAAUAUAUUUAGAGUUCUACCCAUGCACAACUAUGUAUAUAACUAUCUAUUAAGUAUUAUUGUAUAUAUUUUGUUUGUGUAUAAUUAUCUUUGUCUCAAAGUGUUUUUACUUUUAAAUUUCAACUUUUAUGUGCCUCAUCAUAAUGUUCAUUCACAAUAUUGUAUAAUUUUUUCAAAAAUAAAAUAUGGAUUCAUGGUGA